Plasmodium vivax (malaria parasite P. vivax) is the source of this 842-nucleotide messenger RNA. RefSeq lists its product as hypothetical. The record is from RefSeq and is a predicted model, not a curated record. Lineage: Eukaryota; Apicomplexa; Aconoidasida; Haemosporida; Plasmodiidae. The coding region runs from base 63 to 842 and encodes 259 amino acids. The transcript is spliced from 2 exons.
AUGUGCCUUGCAUAUAUUUUUAAGAAAAAUAGAAAAAAAGAUCCAAUAUAACUGGUUACAAAAUGAUAAACAUGAAUACCAACUCGAAAAAUGAAACAAAUGGAGCGAGCAACAAAAAGUCGCCAUCCACUUUAACGUUAUAUUCAAUUGUAAAUUUUAAUCGCAAAAAUGUAAGGGUAGUUAAAGUUACCACUUUUGUGAGCAUUGUCCUCCUGUCCUUUUUAUUCCUCAAUUGUCAUUCUUUCAUCUGCAACGGUAAUAAAUAUGAUAGCGACGCUGACGCAUUCCAAAGUGAAUUAACCCUACCAAAUGGAAGGACCCUAGCAGAGAAAGAAACGUCUAAAGCACAGGAAGAAGGCUUUUUCACAUUUGAAAAUGAAAAAGAUGAGAAACUCAGAAGAGAUGGUUCGCCAUACUUGAAAGUGUACACUAAUAUAAAUGAUCUAAAUAACCUAAGUGUAAAUUCUUUUAAAAUUUGGAAAAACGUGAUUCAAAAUAUGAAAAAUCAUUACUAUAAGGAAACAGUUAACAUGGAUGACAGAUGGAGGCAUUAUAUGUGGCACAUGAUAUGGGAAAAACAUUACAUACAAAACGUACAACGUCUGAUUAAUAAAGCUCUUCAAGAAUUAAACAAUCCAGUAACAAAAAAAGAAAAAAUAAUUAACAACUGGUUCCAAGCGUCUGAGGAGGGCCUAGAGGUUUUCCUCAAUUGUGUUAAGGAACAAUGGGAUAAUGUGGUUUCCGAUAAACACAAAAAAGCUGUCCAGAGUGAGCAAACGAUGAAUGAAGAUGCCAAAAAAGUGAAGAACCAACUCGACAAAAAAAUUGUAACAAAAAUGUAA